AUAGUGCGUGAGAGUGACACCAACCAUGAUGGCUUGCUGGACUUUGAGGAGUUCUCUCAGUACCUGUGGGCCCACGAGAAGGAACUGCGGCUCAUGUUUCACACACUGGACCGCAACCAUGACGGGCGCAUUGAUGUCGGGGAGAUUCAACAUUCGCUGCACAACCUGGGACUGGAUGUGUCCACAGAACACGCCAUCAAAAUACUACAGAGUAUGGACAGGGACGGCACCAUGACUAUCAACUGGAAUGAGUGGCGAGAUCACUUCCUGUUUAACCCUCUUCACAACAUGGAGGGCAUCGCCCACUACUGGAAACACUCUCUGAUGUUUGACAUCGGAGAGCACAUGACAGUGCCGCCAGAGUUUUCCCAACAAGAGCGCCAGUCGGGGGUAGUGUGGAGGCAGCUGGUUGCCGGGGCGAUGGCAGGGGCGGUGUCACGUACAGGAACCGCCCCCCUAGACCGUCUCAAGGUCUUCCUACAGGUGCAUGGCUCCAGCUCUAGGGGGAUCAACCUGUGGACGGGGCUGAGGGGGAUGGUCCAGGAGGGGGGUGUACGAGCCCUCUGGAGGGGCAACGGCAUCAACGUCCUCAAAAUAGCCCCAGAGUCUGCCAUCAAGUUCAUGGCCUAUGAACAGAUCAAGUGGUUGAUCCGGGGCAGAAAUGAAGCGGGUACUCUGCGGGUGCAGGAGAGGUUCAUCGCUGGCUCUCUGGCUGGAGCCACUGCACAGACAAUCAUCUACCCUAUGGAGGUGCUGAAGACUCGUCUGACCCUGAGGAAGACUGGCCAGUACUCUGGCAUUGUAGACUGUGCCCGUCAGAUCCUGAGGAAGGAGGGGGUGCGAGCCUUCUACAGGGGCUACGUGCCCAACACACUUGGCAUCAUACCAUAUGCUGGCAUAGACCUGGCUGUCUACGAGACUCUGAAGAAUGCCUGGCUCCAGCGGUACAGUAAGGGCUCUGCUGACCCGGGGGUGUUGGUACUGCUGGGCUGUGGUACUGUGUCUAGUACCUGUGGACAACUGGCCUCCUACCCCCUGGCUCUCAUUAGAACACGUAUGCAGGCCCAGGCCUCCACUGAGGGCGGGCCCAAGCUGUCCAUGGUCGGUCAGUUCAAGCACAUCAUAUCACAUGACGGGGUACCUGGGCUCUACCGCGGCAUUGCCCCCAACUUCCUGAAGGUCAUUCCUGCUGUCAGCAUCUCGUACGUGGUAUACGAACACAUGAAGAAGGCUCUGGGUGUGAAAUCGUAGAGAGAGGAAUUGAGAGGCAGAAGAAAGAGAGGGAUAUAGAGUGCAGCUCUUGGAUUUCAAGAUGGAGAGGAAGACAGCAGAGGAUUGAGGGACAGAAGACCCUUUUCAUACACAUUCAGUAAGCUUCCUGUUUACACCUAGCUAGACAGAUAUACUCACUGUUUGAAUCUCUCAGCCCCUCUGACGCUGUACCGUCAUUAAAAAGAGGGAAGAGUCUGCUAUCAGGCUGAGCUGAAGUCUGUAAGAAACGGCUGUGUCCGAGACAGAUUAGGAGGAGGAGGUGUGAGAGCGAGAGAGAGGAAUGAGAGUGAGAGAGGAAUGAGAGCGAGAGAGAAAGUGGAAGAGAGAGAGAGAGAGAGAGAGAGAGUAUGUGUGUCUCGGCAGAAUCUGGGCCAUUCUUCCUCUUUGUUUAUGAGCUGUAAACCCCAUUAUAGUCACAUGUCCACAAUAAGUCUGUGUGUUGCCCUCCAACCAAACACAGUGAAGCACACAGUACAGUUUGUAUACCUAUAUGUAGGCACUUAUCUAAGGUCAGUUUCAUGUUUUGUGAAUAUAAAGUGAUCUUCCUCCAAUGACCUUGACAUGUACUCUGUAUUCUCUCUUUACUACACAGCAGAAUGUGUGGGGUUGUUCCACAGUGUGCUGUUGCUAGAACACUACCAAGCCAAAGUAACCCUACUCUUUAUUUCAAUAUCUCAAAAGAGAUUAGAAUUGGAUUACAUGCACUAUGUUUGUCUUCAGUUGCUAUUCUCAAAAAGUACAUUCUAAUGGGGGAGAUUCUAAAGUUCUUAAACGAGGAAACUUUGACGUUUACAUGAUGUACUGUAUAUUGAUACAGUAUGUAUUUUGUAAGGGAAAUAUUCUGAACACAUUUGUAAGAGAUACUUAUACAUGGUCUUAUACAGAGCUGUUCCUCUGACCUAGUCCAUGAAUGGCUUUGCACUUUUUAGAAAGGGAAUGUUUCUCCCCUAUUUUAAGUGGCUCUCAGUCAGGUCCAAAAUUAUUGGUACCCUUGAUAAAGAUGAGCAAAACAUACUAAAUAAUGCACAUUUUGACCUAUAUUGUCUGCUCCAAAAAAUGUGAACAUUAUAUAAUUUUAUACUAAGACAAUUACUCAGAGAAAGAGAUUUUGUCUAAAGCUAGAAUCCUUAAAUAACAAAGCGGUCAACCAAACACUUUUUUGGUAAAAAGCUGGGGGAAGGGCCUGGAGAAAUGUAACCACUCUCAAAUUCAUAGACAGAGCUACGGAUGUCAGGACUGACCAUCAAUGAGAUGAAAGUGAUAGUUUUAACCAUGUUUUGAGGCUCUACAUUUACAUUGUUUACAAACAUUGGAGUAAAACAAGCUUAUA
Molecule: messenger RNA, 2602 nt
Organism: Oncorhynchus tshawytscha (Chinook salmon)
Lineage: Eukaryota; Metazoa; Chordata; Actinopteri; Salmoniformes; Salmonidae
Gene: slc25a23b
Product: solute carrier family 25 member 23b
Biological process (GO): transmembrane transport
Molecular function (GO): calcium ion binding; ATP transmembrane transporter activity
Source: RefSeq, a predicted model, not a curated record